AUGGCCAUGCAAGGUAAACUUGCUUCAAAGGACAGACUGCUGAAAUGGAGUGUGGUGGAUAAUGCCACUUGUGUUCUGUGUAGAAAUGGGGCUCUUGAAUCUCAUAAUCAUUUAUUUUUCGAUUGCACAUUUUCUAGAGCUGUCUGGAAAGAGAUAUUGCAAAGGAUCCACAUUCACAGAGGCCCACUUAUGUGGGAAGAUGAAAAGAAAUGGUUCUUGCUACAUUCUAAGGGGAAGACAAUUCGGGAAUCUAUUCUCAAAUUGUCACUGGAUGCUACUGUUUAUGGAGUUUGGUGUGAGCGGAAUAUGAUGAUCUUUCAGCAGAAGAUGAUGGAGGCUGAUCUAUUGGGCUCCAAGAUUUGCAACAACAUUAGAGAUGCCAUGAUGGCUUGGCGAAAUAUCAAUUCCACGCAGGAGAACAAGGUCUUGUUUAGGGCUUGGGGAGUUCCUUUCCCACGGUUGAGUUCUACAGUAGAAGUUUAA
This is a messenger RNA of Rhododendron vialii, 483 nucleotides long. RefSeq lists its product as uncharacterized. The coding region runs from base 1 to 483 and encodes 160 amino acids. NCBI's taxonomy places the organism in Eukaryota, Viridiplantae, Streptophyta, Magnoliopsida, Ericales, Ericaceae. The record is from RefSeq and is a predicted model, not a curated record. The transcript has a single exon.